Messenger RNA from Schistosoma turkestanicum, 2651 nucleotides. NCBI's taxonomy places the organism in Eukaryota, Metazoa, Platyhelminthes, Trematoda, Strigeidida, Schistosomatidae. The record is from the annotation of a GenBank genome assembly.
UUCAUAUUCACAUACAAACGCAAUUGCACACGUGCACGUUAUGACUUAUUAUUCCAAUAUUAAAAUACAGCUCACGGGCACAACCGAUGACCUUUGUUAAAUAUCAAGGUGAUUGUAGUAUCAACCAAACAGAAAGCAACUUUUGUGUAAGAGCUCUAGAAUAUAGGAAAUAAUAAGGUUACGGAUUAGAAGUUAUAACAUAACUAAUGGACUUAGUAGUGCCAAAUGUCAAUAAUCUUUGCUGGAGGCUAUAGUUCCAUAGCUAGGAUAAACCCUUAUUCCUAGCCCUACCACUUUUAAAACUAACCGCCAUUUCAAUACUAACUUUUAACGCUGAAAUUCCUGUACUCUAGCUCCUAACCCUGAAAUUUCUCAACCUCAAAGCUCCGAAAUCUUGACUCAAAAAAAUUGGCCUUAAACAUUCAUUCCACAAGAGAACCAUCUCCCAAGCUCUCAAGGUACGAUAUAUUUUGAGUUCUAGGAAUAAGCUUUCCAGUCAGCUCAAUUUUGAUUAGUCGCUUAAAGACUGUAGCAUCGUUUUGCGGAUUUCGUCUAAUCUGCAGAGCAAUGUUCUAUUAGAUUGAGACGAAUCGAACAAUGCAUUCGUAGUCAGAAAUUUCAGCCACAAAUUCUGAAUAUGUAUGCCUAUAAAAGAAGACAUGCUGUAGCAGUUUGAUUCGUUCUCAUCUGAGUCUUAUAAUUAUGAUGUGUGAGACAAAAUUCGAAGCAGAUAAUUAUGUCGACAUUUUUAGAGCGUUUGGUGCAGUAUGACGAUAAUUCUUCUUUCAGUGCAUGCAUGAAAACUUACGACUAGCUGACUAUCACCUGGUAUAAUCUAAUCAUAGCUCCUAAGUAAUCAUUUAUUAUAUAAGCAGCAUACUAACUCUACAGUUAUUAUUUUUAUGAACUAAAGCUUCUCUUAUGAGGUUUUAGGAGAUAACCCACAAAAUUAUUUGACCCGAUUUUACGUUUGAUUGUUGUAUAACAAGGUGCAAACUCUUAGCAGAUGACUGUUGAUGCUCCAUUUCGUUUUUUUGCAUUGUUUGUUCAGAGAAAUAUCUUAUAAUAAUCACUAAAAAGUAGAUGUUAACGAGCAUCAAAACUUGGUAGUAACAGAUCUAUCACCAUUUUAAAUUUUGCUGUAUAAUGUUAACUGAUUUCAAAGCAUGAGUUGUCAGAACCUUCAUUCUAGGCUUUGGGCUGUCUAAUAAUUUGUUUACUGAAAGAACAGUUGGAGCCCUAAAUUAGUUUGGAGAAGCGAACCAUUGAAUCGUAAAAUUCAUGUAUCUAGGGUUCUUCAGUUAGCAUAAUAUUCUUUAUAACGGAUGGUUAUCAGCCAGUGAAUAUCAAACGAAAAUUUUGUUCUCGGAAAGUCUGCACAUUUAACCUCUUCGGUUGUCUGUUUCAUCAAACUUGAUAUGGUUUCCCUUAUUGGUGGCAUAGAAGGAGGUGCUACGAUUUCUCGAAUGGUUUUGUUGGACUCUUCAGGAAAUCAAUUAGGUUAUAGUGAAGGACCUCCAACAAAUCCAUGGUUGCUAGGUUUAGAAGAAGCUGCUCAACGUAUUUUAAAUCUCGUAAAAGAUGUACUAAUCAAUUCUAACCGACAGCCCACAGAAACACUCGCUCAUCUAGGUUUGUCGUUGAGUGGUGGGGAUACUGAAACAAACCAAACCGAACUGGUAAAUGCCAUCAAAAAACAAUGUCCAAAUGUUGCACAAGAAAUUCAUAUAUGCAAUGAUAGUAUUGGUACGUUUUUAACAGUAUGUGAUAAAGCUGCAAUUGUAUUGAUUUGUGGAACAGGGUCAAUAUGUUGUUAUGUACAGGAAAAUCUAACAUUUCAACGUAUCGGUGGUUAUGGACAUUUGCUAGGUGACUAUGGUUCAGCUUAUUGGAUUUCACAGAAAAUGAUUAAAAAACUCAUCAAAGCAGAUGAGAAAAUGGUAGAUACUACUUAUAACUUGGAUAAUAUACGUAGACUUAUUUACGCCCAUUUUAAUAUAGAAAACAAUCUAGAAUUACUUCAACAUUUCUACACUAAUUUUAAUAAAACUAAAAUUGCUGGACUAUGUGAACAUUUUUCUCAAAUUGCUCGAACUGGAGAUCAGAUGGCCAAAGAUGUGUUUUACAGUGCCGGUAUUCAGUUGGCUCGACAUGUCAGAGCUGCUUUAUAUUACUAUGCUAUGGAUUCAAUGUCUCAAAAUCCAAAUUUAAAAGUUGUUUGUUGUGGUUCAGUAUUCAAGAGUUGGGAUCUAGUCAAGGAUGGUUUUAAAGAUUUUCUGAAACCUUCUGAAGAUAAUAAAUGGACUGGUACUUUAGAUUUAAUUCAACCAAAGCAAAGCGCAGCUUAUGGUGCCGCUCGUCUUUCUGUUCACUUUGAUUCUAAAGUGACUAUCCCUAUCGAUUCAGGUGUACAUUUUGAUAAAGUUUUAUUUGGGAUAAAUUUUUAAUACCUUCGAAUGUGUGUACAUUGAAUUUUUAUAUUUCUUAAAAUUAUAAAACGGAUCGUUUUGUAAAUGACAAUAGUUUCUAUUUUCUUAUAUUUUUAAACAACUUAGUAUUUUUCUUUUAUUGUUUUAGUAACAUAUUCAAUUUUCUAUGCAUUCAUUUGUUUAAUUGAAUAGGAAAAGCUGAAAAAAAGUGAUUAAACUACC